AUGGACUUUAGUCUGGAAUUAUCUGUCAAAGUGUCAAGUGAUUAUAAUUUUUUUAUUAAAAACACCUGCAGUAUGAAUGUUAACAAGAUUUUCGUGGUUCAGUUGAUCAUCUGCAAUUUAAAAUAGGUCGCUAAGACCUUGUAUGUGAUCGCAACUGGGUCUCAACGGCGUUUUAUUAGAAUAAAAACAAUCCAAGUGUCUCCGGCGAACUGGGAUAUUUGCCGAUACGAGUAUGGUUUUAUAUUGAGCAUCGAAUUUUUAUUCACAAUCAUUCCAUAAAAAAUUGAAAAACACUAAAAAAAUGGCAAGAUACUACGAGAAUACCUCAACCUUCAAUUUUAGUUGGGAUCAAGUUGCGUGUGGUUAUUGGAAAAGAUAUCCUAAUCCUCAAAGUACACAUGUGCUAUCUGAAGAUACAUGGAGCCGGCAGGUUAAGGAUGGGUGCCUCCACACAAAGAGACUGCUUACCAAAACCAACAGAGUACCCAAGUGGGGUGAGAGGUUCUUCAACGCGCAGUCAGUGAAAAUAAUUGAGGAGAGUAUUGUGGAUCCCGAAAAGAAGAUCCUCGUCACGUACACCAGGAAUCUGGGAUAUACAAAAGUAAUGAGCGUAGUGGAACGCGUCGAGUAUAAGGCCGCGGGGCCGGGCCAGACUAUCGCCCGGCGCUCGGCGUGGAUCGACUCGCAAGUGUUCGGCUUCUCGCGAGCGAUACGAGCGUUCGGUGUCGAGAGGUUCAGGAAGAACUGCACACAAAUGGUUAACGGGUUCAACCACGUCCUACACAGUAUGUUCCCGAGGCAGGUGCCCUCGCAGCACACCAUGACGCCUAUGACGCACACACUGAAGGAGAUGCGGGAAGCGGCGGCCGCCGCCACCGACCGGGCCAAGGCCAACGUCCUCUCAUCAGUCAACAGGACAUAACAGGACAAAGAGCGAGGACAAUAAGGAACCUGGAGCGGUACAGCUAAGAUAUAAAGUUGUGACGACACUCAGAUCUUCCAAGUGUCUGCGACUGUAGUUGUUUCGUUGACUGUACUUCCAUAUUCUAAGUAAUAAUGUAUUUAGUUCCAAAGCCCAGGUUUUGUUAAUUUUUGGUAUUGCCAGUAUAAUUUUUGUAGCUUCUUUAGAGCGAGUGUUGCCAUUGCAUGUCUUUAAUUUGUAUAUAAGUUCCAAGGUUGACUGGAAAUUUCCUUAAGGGAUAAGUCUGCCUGUGUAAAUUUUUGUUAUAACCUAAUAUCUAUACUAGAAGUGAGUGUACAAAAGCAUAUAAAAUAAAAUUAUAAAUAACAUAUCUUGUAACAAUAUAAUAUCUAUAUUUUUUUAUAAAGAAUAAAGAAAUGCAAUGCUGGCACUUCUCGCCUACGUUAGUACUGAUUAAUUUUCAUAUUUAUGUCUGUAUGGUUAUUUAAUAGAUUAUAAUGGUUUCUUGUUAAGAAAUGCGAAUAUGAUCUAUACAUGACGAUCCUAAAAUUAAUAGAAUUUCGGCUUUGUAUCGAAUUACUAAAUGUAUUUGAAAAUCAAUAUGAUUUUAUUAUAACAACAAUUUUAAACUUAAAGGUUACUAUUAAGAAUCAUGUCCAAUAUUUGGGCAUGGAAUAUCGAACUUUAUAUCCUCGAUAUAAAGUUUAUUUUGGUCAGGUUUCAUGUAAAUUAAUCAAUUACCAGAGGGAGACUUUACAAAAGUCCUUGUAAAAAUUGCUUCGGUACCUCUGUCCCAUUCGUGUUUCUACCGUGAAUCAGUUGUGGUUGCAUGGCUGUGUUUCGGUUUGAAGGGUGGGACAUGGCGUGAAUUUACAGGGUACAGAGGAAUAACACCUGAGUCCUCAGGAAUAGCAACGCAUGGGUGGUAUCAUGGGCGAAACAGAAUACUCUGUUAUGUCCAUGGUACUGCCCAUGUCUAUAGGCGACGGUUACUACUUACCAUCAGGUGGACCGUCAGCUUGUUUGCCAUUGUAAGUUGUAUAAAAAAAAAUUGAAUUCGCCAUAUAAUUAAGAUAAAUCAAUCACGCCUGAAAUUAGACAUUUCUCUCCUGACUUAUUACGUACAGGGGCGCUGACCCCGUGGAUGCGGAGCAUCCAUGACGCUGGACAUCAUAACAGAACUGAAAUAAUCCUCAACCCAUGAUCUGUUUAGUUCCCAUUUGCUCGUUCAGCAACCAGUGUCUGGUUUUAAGUUGAUAUAAUGGUGAUGAUUAUCAAAAGACAGCUUCAUUGCUAGCAAUAUACCCUCUUGGGUCGAUCUCCACGCGGUUCCCCCUGGAAACCAUCGUGGUGAAUUCUUCACGAUGGGCUAACUGACCUGCCUUCAUUCUCAUUUAUCAUCUGUCACUGGAUCCCCACUAUCGUAUACUAUUAGUGCAGGCGGGGUAUUACAUUUUUACCCAUUAAAAAAAUAUCAAAAGAGCCUUAGCAUCCCACUAGGUUUUCUCCGGCGCCCCUGAUUAUGUAUAUAACUAAAUAAGUAGUUUAAAAACAAGUAGCCACCGCAAGCACAAACAAAGCAAACAAAACGGUGGUUUUUGUUUUGUAUGUCUUUUUAUUGAAGUUAGUAAUUUACAUACAUAUUGUACAUUUAGUAACAAAACAAAUCUUACUAAUAUAAAUGUGAGAUUUGUAUUUUUGUUACUCAAUCCUGGUUGGACGGAAUUUGGUACACGAGUGUGUUAUAUCUUAAUACAUAUUUUAUGUAUUGACGAACGCGGGAAAAGCCGCGGGAAACAGUUGUACACAGUUAUUUCAAUAAAAAUACACCCUAAGAUUAUUAGUAUUUUUUUAAUUUGAUUUUAGUUAUAUAUUAAAUUAAAAAUAUUAAAUCACAGGCAGAAGUCUUAAAUCUUAGCACGAUAUUUGAGCUGAUUGGUUUUUAUUUUUAACCGACUUUUUAUAAAAGGAGGUUCUCAAUUCAGAUGUUUUUUUUUAUGCCUGUUACUUUAUUACUCCAUUAAUUGUAAACUAAAUUUGGAAAAUUCUUUUUUUUUUAUGUGAAAGGAUAUACUUACAUAUUGGUCUCGAGUAGAGAUUUUAUAAUUGGUAUAGUAGUUUACUUUUAAAAUCAAAAUAUUGUUUAUUUUUUGAAAAUAUUAUUUCUAUCAAAUGUUAUAUAUAAAAGCAAAUCACAAGUUUUGCACUUGAAGUUGCUUCUUAUUAAAAAAGUGCAGUACUAUGUAGCACUUAUGUAUAGUUAUACUAGAUUAAAGUAAUGUAAACUAUUUGUUAGCGCUUAGGAUGUUGAUCGACGGUGCCCACUACAUUGCUAUGUAAAUAUUUUCAUACAUUGUUGAUUGAUGUAUCAGCAUUUCACAUUGUUUAUUAACAUAAUAUUGCGUAUUCUCACUGAAAAUAUUCACCAUACAGUUUUUCCGCUUAUAGAAGAUAAUUUUCAUUUUCCGCGACUGCGUAAUUUCAGUUUUACAAAAAUGUAAGCGGAAAAAAUGGCGCAGGAAAAUUUUCACAGUAUGGAUACGCCUUUAUAUGGUAUAUCCCUUUUAUUAUUUAUUAUUAUCAUUUAUUUGUCACUGCCAUUUUUAAAAGUUUAAAAAUGCUACCCGUACCUUUUACCACAUUCCAGCUGUGGGGUGUUUUUUUUUUUAUUUAGACGCAAUGGCAUUUUAAAGCUUUGCUUGACUGAAUAUUGGCUUGAGUAUUAUGCAUAUGUUGAAUGUAAAUUGUUCAAUGAGAAUGAUCAAUGAAUAUUUUAAAUUGUGUAUUUAAUUACUAUAUAUAUGUAUUUAAUUUUCACUACAUAACUGUGUGUGUUUGUCUGAACAAAUGUACAUAGUUAACGUGAAGUAUAAUUCUCACUCUAUACUUGGAUUACGUUAAUAAUUAAAAAAAAUGUAGUAUAAUAUACAUAGGAGUACGAAUAAAUUAUAUUUUUAACGAAAUAAAUUUUAUAAUGGCAAUAUAAUGUAUUUACAUUCAAAUAUUAUUGAGAGAGGAUAAAUAUGUGAGUUUGUUCAUUAAACCGUGCUUUUAAAAAUCUAAUUCUAGACCUAGGCCCAUCUAUAGGCGUAUUUAAGAUGGUGGGGGUCGGGUAGGUAGACAAUACCGUGGUAGUCUGCAUUUGCCACGGUAUUGUUUGGUGUUUACCCUAAAAUGUGAAAGAAAUUUACAGCUAUGCGCAGACAUGUUUAAAAAGUACAUAAACUACCUUUCUAUACAGGCCAGCUCCCCUUAAGCCCUGCAACCUUAAACACGCCAAUGAUUCCAUCACUAUUCGUAAUUUAAAAUAGAUGUUGCAUUUUCCUCACUUGCAAUUAUAUAUUUUGUAUAAUUAUUACUUCAUUAUAUCGCAAUUGGAGUGUAUGGACGUAGGAACUGACGUUAGAUUCAAAAUGUUCUGUAAAUGCGAAAAAUCCUUAAUUAAUGUUAGUUAUAAUUACAAUAUUAAGGCAAUAAAUAAAUCAAAUCAUAAUUUCA
Galleria mellonella (greater wax moth) is the source of this 4420-nucleotide messenger RNA. It is a transcript of the gene prel, whose product is annotated as protein preli-like. The coding region runs from base 302 to 922 and encodes 206 amino acids. Lineage: Eukaryota; Metazoa; Arthropoda; Insecta; Lepidoptera; Pyralidae. Gene Ontology annotation, cellular component: mitochondrial intermembrane space. Gene Ontology annotation, molecular function: phosphatidic acid transfer activity. The record is from RefSeq and is a predicted model, not a curated record. The transcript is spliced from 6 exons. Gene Ontology annotation, biological process: phospholipid transport.